GGUCGUGGCACUCGUAUCUUUCUCGCGUCCUUCUCGCCUCAUCCCUUGCCUCAUCCAGUAAUGCCUCUAAGAAAUAAGAGGUCUAGUCUGAUCCCAAGGCUGGGCAAUUAAACUCCUUGCAGAUCAGAUUUGCAUAUUCGCCUAUCACAUUCACUGGUAAGUCCCCUCAGUCAGCCACCACGAGGUAUGGGGAGUAUCGCGUCGAUAAACUCGCCCCGAAACCCAAGGGGAGGGUCGAUGACAUCCCGUGUCAUCCCUCUGGAGCCCUUGUGAUAUACUAGGAAAAUGAACAGUCGCCAACCACCACGCCGAGUUGCAUCCAUCGCGCUCGCAUCAGCCGACAAGAUGCCGAUCUCUCUACCUCGAGGCGUUGUGGUGCGGGUCCUCAUCAUCUUCGGCGUUGUGCUCUCCCUCUUCAUGCUACGCUCCUACUAUACGCCCUCCUCCCAUCCCUACGACGAUGCUGUCUCGACCGCCAAAUCAUGGUGGACUAGCUCCAGUCCAGAAGCAUCCGAUGUCGAUCACGACCGUCAAUUCAAGUAUUUUUCCGACGGUGACCACCAGCAAAAUUACGACAAGGGACCUCAUCUGUCCUCUGAAAUCACCGACUUUGCAGACCCUGUCGCGCCUGCCACUGUGCCACACUGGGCCACUGCUGCGCCGGCUUCGAAAGCUACGCCGUCUUCCAUACCCUCAUUUGACUACUCGAUCCCCGCCUGCCGUCAACUACCUGGAGCAGACCAGGUCGUGAUCAUUGUCAAGACCGGUGCCACCGAGGUGCUAGCCCGACUCCCCGAGCAACUCCUCACGCUUGCAGAAUGCGUGCCGAACUUGAUGAUCUUCUCCGACAUGGAACAGGACGUGGGUCAUUUCCAUCUCUACGAUGCAUUGGCCGAUAUUGGGGAAAAGUGGAAGAACACGCACUCGGAUUUUGAGUUUUACCACGAUGUCCACAAAGCACAUGCCAUGCAUGGAGAUCUGAGCGCCCUGGACUCAGGCGGAGGAUGGAGUCUGGACAAAUGGAAGAACAUCCCAAUGCUAGACCAGGCUUACGAGAAGUACCCGGACGCCGACUGGUACAUGACCAUUGACGCAGACACGUAUCUCGGCUGGACAAACCUCCUACUCCUACUCGCUCGCCUAGACCCCAACGAACCAUUCUACUCUGGCUGUGUCUACUGGCAUGGUCCCACAAUGUUCGCUCAGGGCGGUACCGGCUAUCUCCUGUCCCGAAAAGCGGUGCAAAUGUGGGAAGGUAUCAGGACCUCAACAAACAUCGAAAAGUGGGAGAAAGAAACCUCGACAAUCUGCUGCGGCGACGUCAUGCUCGGAGUCUCCAUGCAAGAGGCGGGAGUCAAAGUCAGUGGUGCCUGGCCCAUGUUCCAAGUCGAUCCUCCGUGUGAUUUCAGCUGGGGCGCUGAUUCUUGGUGUGUGCCCGCCAUAACUUGGCACCAUUCCCACACCUACGACAUCGAAGCGCUGUGGGAUUUCGAAAAGGAUUGGAUCAACAAGACGUGGCAUGAAGGCAAUCAGCCUGGUACAGUGCCGUACAUGUACAAAGACGUUUUCGAGUACUAUGUCGCGCCCAACAUUGCCGAGAACAAGACGGACUGGAACAAUUACUCUGGAGACAGAAUUUUCACCAAACCCACAGAGGAUCACGUCAAGGAGCAUCACGAUUGGGACAACAAGAGUGAUGAAGAAAAAUUGGAGAUGUGGGAGGGUUGGUCUGAAUUCCAAAAACAAUCUGUCGAAUCGUGCGAGAACUGCCGAGCAGCAUGUGAGGCCGAUCACGGUUGCAUGCAGUUUACAUGGCAACCGGGGACGUGCAGACACAACUGGUCCGUCAGAAUGGGCCAUGCGGAGGCCUCGAAGAAGAAGUACACCUCUGGCUGGAUGAUGGACCGUGUCGAGAAACACAAGGAGAAAGCUGGUACCUGCACAGAACCGAAGUUCCGGAUCGACAGAGAUUGAGGAGUACGACAACAUCAUGCCUGUUGAGUAACAUUUACGGACAACUUGACAAAUCUUUCCCGGCACGCAGCGUA
Molecule: messenger RNA, 2048 nt
Organism: Exophiala viscosa
Lineage: Eukaryota; Fungi; Ascomycota; Eurotiomycetes; Chaetothyriales; Herpotrichiellaceae
Exons: 2
Coding region: 286-1974 (562 amino acids)
Cellular component (GO): membrane
Molecular function (GO): N-acetylgalactosaminide beta-1,3-galactosyltransferase activity
Source: RefSeq, a predicted model, not a curated record